AUGGUGCAAGAACAGGGUGAGACGAAGCCACUGCCAGAGUCCUUGCUGAAGAUUGCCAAGCGGGAGCUGCGCGAGGAUCGCUGCACUCGCGAACAGAGUCUGGAACAGUUAAGGAACUGGGUGGCCAAGAACGAGGAUCUUCAGAAUGUCCGGUGUGACGAUACCUUCCUGCUGAGGUUCCUCCGAGCCAAGAAAUUCAGCGUCCCGAUGGCCGAGCAGACGCUGCUGAAGUACCUGAACAUCCGUCGCACCUUCCCGCACAUGAGCACCCAACUGGACUACCUGGAGCCGCGACUGGGCGACCUCAUCGAUCAGGGAUACAUCUUCGCGGUGCCACAGCGGGACAAGCACGGACGGAGGGUGGUGGUAAUCAAUGCGAAGGGACUGAACCCAAAGAUCCACACCAGCUGCGAUCAGGCCAAGGCCCACUUCCUCACGUACGAGUGCCUGAUGGAGGAUCAGGAGACACAGAUCACCGGCCUGACGCACGUGGGAGACUUUUCGGGCGUCUCCACCGCACAUGUCACCAAUUGGAAUCCCACGGAGUUCGCCAGGAUCUUCAAGUGGGGCGAACAGUCGCUGCCGAUGCGCCACAAGGAGAUCCAUCUGAUCAAUGUGCCCUCCACCCUCAAGUGGCUCAUAGACUUUGUGAAGAAUCGCGUCAGCUCCAAGAUGAAGAACCGUCUCAUCAUCUACGGCAGCGAAAAGGAGUUGAUGAAGGGCGUGGAUCCGGGCUGUUUGCCCCUGGAGAUGGGCGGAACUAUGCCCAUGCGCGAGAUGAUUGAGCUGUGGAAACAGGAGCUGGCGACCAAGCGAGAUCUCAUCCUUGGCCUGGACAAGAGUGUCCUCCUCUCCGAUCGCGGCAUCCAGCGGAGGAGCAGCUUCAAUGCUGAGAAGACUUCCACCGGCGGACCCAACUUCGUCUCACAGAUCGAGUCCAUCGAGGGCAGCUUUCGGAAGCUGGAGUUCGACUAGCCGCCCGGAUCUAGUUUUAGUUUUUAGUUUAUAGUUUUAGGCAUCAUCCGUAACCCCCCAAUGCGCAACGCUUUGCUGGUCCGGUACCCCGAUCCCGUCAAGAGCUGAUCCAGGGGAUCUCCGCUUUGCUUUUCGGUGGCACCCGCUUUACUCAUCCUGCGCUUCUUUGUAUACUGUUUUGUGUUUGACGUACAAUAAACAUGAGGAAUAAUUUGGAA
Drosophila ananassae is the source of this 1193-nucleotide messenger RNA. It is a transcript of the gene Cralbp, whose product is annotated as alpha-tocopherol transfer protein-like. The coding region runs from base 1 to 975 and encodes 324 amino acids. Gene Ontology annotation, cellular component: membrane. NCBI's taxonomy places the organism in Eukaryota, Metazoa, Arthropoda, Insecta, Diptera, Drosophilidae. Gene Ontology annotation, molecular function: phosphatidylinositol bisphosphate binding. The transcript has a single exon. The record is from RefSeq and is a predicted model, not a curated record.